Molecule: messenger RNA, 5232 nt
Organism: Symbiodinium sp. CCMP2592
Lineage: Eukaryota; Dinophyceae; Suessiales; Symbiodiniaceae
Source: the annotation of a GenBank genome assembly
AUGGAGGUUGAUGCACUUCAAAGAAAAGGGCCAAAGGGCAAGGGCAAGAAGGGCAAAGAGCAUAAAGGCAAAGGUGGACAGCAACCGCAUGUUCCUUACGGUGGCAAGGGCAAGGCCAAAGAAGGCAAGCAAAAGGGCAAGAACAAGGGCAAAGAGCAUAAAGGCAAAGGUGGACAGCAGCCGCAGAAUCCUGGUGCCAAGGGCUCCCGUGCAAAUGUAGUUUGCCACAAUUGCCAGCGCAAGGGUCAUUAUGCUAGUGAGUGCUGGCGUCCUCGUGUGCAGCAAGUCCAGGCACAGGGUUCAGAGACAGCGUCCACCGUUGGAGCGCCUAGCACAGUUGGUCCUUCAGCAUCGCAGGUCGCCGGCAGCACUGCUACCACCGCGAAGCGUGUUGCUAGAGUUGAGAUAGACAUGACUUCCAGUGCGUUUCAGGACGAUGCAGAGAGCAGCGGCCACGUGUGUGUUUUGACAAAAGUGUGCCCUGAGGACCCAGCUGCACAGCCGAGUUUUGCUUCACUGUGUAAGUCUUUGGCGUCUGCAUGCAUUGACCCUUUGAAGCCACAUGUUCUUGUGCCAGUGCCCGAGACUGAAGUGUUCGACAUGUCAUAUUCGGACAGUGACUGUGUCUGGACAGUGCCAGAUGAGAUGCAUGGAGCCACAUGUGUUGGUUGGUUGAGCAGUGCACGUGAUUCUGAGUAUGUGAAGUGCAAGGCGCCAGCCCGCAACCGUGCAAGGCCAAGUAGGCGAUCACGGCCGCCACUGCAGUGCGAGCCGAUGUUGCAUCCAUGCGAAACCGCCGCUGAGCACCUUGUGACCCCACCUGUGCAUCCACUUCAGGACCUCAGUGUGUGUGCAGUGUCAUGGGCAGACAUGAGCAACGAGAUUGAGGUUGUGGUCGACUCUGGGUCGGAUGCCUCAUGCUUGCCGCUGUCCUGGGCACACGUCGGAAGGGCUGAUGGAGCGAGCCUUGAUAAUUUCAGGGAUGCCCAGGGUCGCAUGAUUAGGGGUUCGCAAAUGCGUACGGCAGUGCUUCAGAUUGAUGGUGUUCAAUUCAAGGAGCGGUGGCUGUUGAGCAGUGUGACACAGCCGCUUUUCAGUGUCGGCAAGUUGCUCAGGCGGGGAUGGGACAUCAUCCACCAUGACGGUGUUCCUUACUUGACAAAUCCUGGGGGCACAGUGCGUGUACCUAUGCACUACCGGCAUAAUUCCUUGCAUGCAAGAGGCUCCAUCAUGAGCGUGGUAAUGUGUGCCAACGACUGUUUGAGCGAUGACAGAGAGGACGAUGCAGCCCGACACCACGAGCCCCAGGAAGCCGAGCUUGAUGAUGAGCAGGUGCACGGCAAUGACCAGCAGGUCGAGGUGCCCCAGAGUGCUGAAGCAGACGGCCCUGAUGCGGCUGCGGUUCGUGCGCUUAAGCUUGGCAGUGCAUGGCUGAACCUGGGUAGCCAAUACACCGAGAUGCAGCCUGGAAUCUUUGCUAGGCAAGAUCAGUCGGAUCGGUUUCUUGAUGUGUCAUACGAUGGUGCCGAAUGGAAACUGAUUGAAAUCAACUGCUUGAUCAGCCUCUUCGAUGAUCUUGAGAAGGAGUUUGAGCCUAAAGGGUCCCGCCACAUCAUCACCAUUGGCUCUGUUCAUCCCUUGCAAGUAGAAAAGCUGUUUGAUCAUCAGCCUGUAGCGUGGAACGAUGACAGUUAUGAUGGCGAGUAUGCUGAUGCACCGCCUGAUGAAAACAUGAUUGAGGAGGAUGAAAAGGCUGAGGAUGUUGAUGACGGUAGCGGUGUAGGACCCGUGUCUCCCGCCGAAGUUCUUGGAAUAGGCAAGUCCGGAGGAAAGCACACGGUCUUUGCGAGGAUCGAGCAGCACUUGAAAACCCAGGAGUUGCUGCAACAACAUGCUUUCCAGACUGAUGGUGUGCCAUUGCCGCUUGAACAAAAGUUUGUCGAAGAGCCAACUGCAGAGCAGAAGCGACGGCACGAGCUCAGUCAUGUGCCAUAUGCCGAUUGGUGCCCACACUGUGUGAAGUUCCGCGCCAAAGCCGACAAACAUGUGUCGAGCAAACCCGAGCUGCGGGACGAUUCCGUAUGCAGCUUCGAUUUUGCUUAUACAGGACGGAGCAGCCCAGCUGAGUUUGAAGGUGCAUCAAAGGACAAGCUUGUUUGCCUUGUGAUCAAGGACUCCCACACGGGAGCGAUGCAUGCUGUGCCAACGCCAGCCAAGGGCGGACCGAUUGCGUUCAAGUAUCUUGUUGCCGAAGUUUGUCGGUUCUUGAAUUACUGUGGGCAUGAGUCCGUCACGAUCAGGUCUGACGGUGAGCCAGCUUGCUUAGCACUUCAGCAGGGCAUCAAAGCUUUUAGGACCAAGAUGGGGUUGCGCACCCACUUAGAACAGACCGAGCCAGGUGAUCACCAGUCAAACGCUUCGGAACAAGCCAUUGAUAGCAUUCGGCAGCUUGCAGGAUGCAUUCUUGACCAGUUUGAGGAGCGUGCCCAGACAACUGUAGGUGCAAUGCACCCAAUGCACGGCUAUGCUUGGAGACACGCGGCAUGGCUUCACAUGCGAAUGUCGCGGCACAACGACCUCAGUGCGUUUCAAGUGAUCAAUGGCCGGCCAUAUGCAGGGUCCGUUAGGCGGUUGCCAACGCAAUAUGAUUCAUCCUUGUUUGCCAAGCUGCGCGACAUGCCGUGGAGCCAAGCGUCUUUUCUUGCAGGCCAAGUUGGUCAAGCACGUAAGCAGAAAACGCUGCAGGGUGAUGAGGAUGCCGGAACCGAGCCUCAGGUUGAGCAGCAAGCCGAAGUGCCUUCACAAGCGGGUGCUGCGGAGAAUCCUUUGCCGUUUCCGGGUCAUUUGUUGCCCGACGAUGCAAUGUUGCAAGAGUUUGUGCCACCGCUGCCACGAGAGCCAGUGUUGCAUUCACCUGAGCCUCCCACGCCUGUAGCAGCCACUCCAGGGCAGCAAGCAGAGACUCCGAUGCAAGUUGAAACGGCCUCGCCACUUGUGUCGUUUGAUGAUGGGCCUGGGAUUGCUUCUUCGUCCUCUGGGAUAGCACGGCCUGCGACUGAGGAAGCAGGCGGGGAAGCUCCAGCCCGAAAGAAACUUCGUCUUGAUGCUGUUCAGACAAGUGCAUAUGACUGUGAGAUGUUCCAUCAUGAUGAGGCUCCAGAGCUUCUUGAUGAAAGUGCAGAGCAGUUUCUUGACUGUCAGGAUGAGUCCAUUUGGGACACCGAGGAUUGGGCUGAUGACUCAGCCAAUGCGCCCGACAUCCCGAGUAUUUUGAUUAAGCCUUUCAGUGAAACUGAGCCAGUGUGCGAUGCAUCCGAGCUUGAAGCCAUUGAUGCUGCAGCAGAUUCCUUUGAGCUUGAGCGGUUGACAAAAGCCGGUGUUCUUGAACAAAGUGAGUCCUGGCUUGAAGGGCAUCGGACAUUGUCUUCAAAGUACGUUCGCACCUGGAGGCUUAAAGUGAUCAAUCAGGAGCGCGUUUGGUUGCGCAGAGCCAGGUUGGUGGCGCGAGAGUUUGCGCAUCUAGAUCCGGGCAGGCAACACUUGUUUGCACCGACGACGACCCAGUGCAUGCUGAGAAUCGUUCCAUCGCUUUUCAUUCGCAACUUUGGGGACGGUUGGUCCCUACUGAGUCUUGAUAUGUCUGACGCUUUCUUGCAGUGCAAGCAACAGCAUGAUACUUUGACAAAAGUUGAUGGAAAAUGGUAUAAACUUUUCCGAAUGCUGCCUGGGCAACGGGACGGAUCUGCUACCUGGUUUCAAGAUUUUAUGUGUGAAAUCCGAGCAGCUGUUGCUGCUGAGCCAUUGGCAGAGCAGCCAGUGUUGUUUCGCAUCCCACAUGCGGAAGGCAACCACAUGUGCCAAGGAGGUGGAAUGGUGCAUGUAGACGACAUGCUUGCAGCAGGAUUGACUGCACGCCUUCAGGAGCUUGAGAAUCACUUGAAGUCAAAGUUCAAGGUGUCCAGUGAAUGGAUCCGCCAAGUAGGCGACGAGGUUUCCUUCUUGAAGCGGUCGCUUGGGAAUCGCCAAGGAGUCGGACGGACUCGCCACAUCGACGGAAAGCUGUUAUGGCUUCAGCAGAUGACUCAGGAAAAGAUGCUGGACAUUUCACCGGUUGGAACCGCAGAGAAUGUUGCUGGCCUUCCCACGAAGCCGCUAAAGCCGGACAGAGUUGAGUUCAUCCUUGCACGUUUGAAUGUUCGCGACAAGGACUGCGGCUAUGCUUUGGUUGGGAACGCCCACUUGCUUGAUCACAGGACGCGACAUCAUGUGAGUCGUGUUGUGAAGCGAGGAGCAGUUAACCCGCAGCUUGUGCUUCAGAUCCUUGCAUUGGCUUUGCAAGCAGAUUCUGUCGCCAGUGCCGAUGAUGAGCCCAAUACGCAUGACGAUGACGCCUUGAGCCAGGGGACUGGCGAGCAUGGUUACGGGGAGAUGUUUUGGAAUUUUCUUGAACAGUUGCUGUAUGCGAUUUUCUUGAUUGCUGAUUUCCUUGCAGAGCAUCCCAUGAUGAGUUUCGUUUUGAGCCAAUGCGUUAUCAUUGCAGUGCUGUGUGGUAUCUUCUUGUGCCGCGGAAGCAGGCCAGAAAAAGAGAAGGCGAAUGAGGCAGCAGCGUCGUGCAACGAGGUUCGCUUUCUGAGGUCAGCAUGUCGAGGAGUCGAGGAGGUGCGACCGGACUUCGAAGAUCUGGUCAUCUACCGGCACUUCACAUACAAGGAAAACGACAUGACCUUGACAUUGACGAAUUAUAAGGAGGUGCCAGAGGCGGAAGUGGUGGCCUCCUCUGUUCUUGGGCCAGAGGAAAGCAUAAGCCAGGUGAUGAUGAGGCAAGGCCAAGGUGGCGAACCGCGCCAGCCCAAGCGGCAGCCAAGAAAGAAACAGGCAGCCGACCCCGUCUACAAAGGCAGGGAUACGUUGCACCCGGCCCAGACACGAUCGCGGCCCAGCGGCGGCGCCGGACAGCCAAGCUUCCGGGUCUGCCACGAGCUCUGGCCGGGGCAGGCGGACGGAGCUUCUUGCGAACUUCCUUCAGAGUAUGGCAAGUUUGGUGAGGGAUAUCCAAUGCCAAAGCAGGGUCGUCACCAAGCGGCCGCUAGUCCGCUGGUGGGCCCGAGCGCCGGGCACGGUGGCCCAGGUGGCACGGUGACCGUGCCUCCACAGCCAGCUUUGGAGCCCAAUGCAUGGAUGCAUUCGGGUGCCACUCUUGUGGCAGACCUUGGCCUAGCCCUAGCUGCCUAG